Naegleria gruberi is the source of this 1107-nucleotide messenger RNA. RefSeq lists its product as uncharacterized. Lineage: Eukaryota; Heterolobosea; Eutetramitea; Acrasida; Naegleriidae. Bases 1 to 1107 code for a protein of 368 amino acids. Gene Ontology annotation, molecular function: hydrolase activity. The record is from RefSeq and is a predicted model, not a curated record. The transcript has a single exon.
AUGAAACUACUACUUGUACUGUUUUCACUAAUUGCAAUUGCACUUGCUUUUGGUACACAUGUUUAUUUGCAAUCAAAAGAAUUUGAUGGUGUUGAAAUUUCAACCAUCGGUGCAAGUUUGGUCAUUAAAACAAUGAUUAAAACAGUUGGAGCGAGAGUGAAAUUGGUUGAAUCUUUAAUGCCAAAAUUAAAUCAAACUAGUGAUUCGUUAAGAAUUGAGACAAUUCCAAUAACAUUUGAUACAUCAAGCUCUGAAGUAUAUUUGAAAGAAGUUGGAGAGCCAGUUGCAAAAUAUGCAUUGAGAGUUUAUCAACCAAAGCAGAAUAGAGAUGGAGGCUAUCCUAUUGUAAUGUAUAUUCAUGGUGGUGGUUGGAUGUUUGGAAAUAUUGAUAUAAGUAAUAGAUUAUGUGAAGGUUUGGCUAAUAAGGGAUUCAUUGUUGUGAGUAUUGAUUACAGAAGAACUCCUGAACACAUUUUCCCAUCAUGUUUGAACGAUAAUUUGAAUGCUUUGAGUUGGAUUGGAAGGAAUUAUGAAAAAUAUAAUGGUAACAUUAACCAAUUGAUAAUUUCAGGAGAUUCUGCUGGAGGUCAUUUAGCAAUUACAACUCAAAUUAGAUUAUUCUCAAUCCAAAAGAAAUUAUUGGAAAGAGAAUCUAUUCCUUCAGUUACUCAUCAAGCACUCCUCUAUCCUGUUGCUGAUUUUUACAGAUAUGGCGAUGAAAAAUAUGAAUCCUAUAUGAAAUAUAGAGAUAAUGGUCUAAUCAUUGAUGGAGCUGUUAUGGACAUGUUUUGGAGAAAUUUCAUUGGUAAUAAUACUGAAGAGCAAGUGAAAUCCAAUCCGCUCAUAUCUCCUGUUAGUGGUCUCAUAUUAUCUGACAAGGUACUUUAUUCUCAAUUUCCAAAAGGAUUCAUAUGGCUUGCUGAAUAUGAUGUUUUGAAAGAUGAAGGAAAAAGUUUUGCAAACGCUGUCAACAAUGCAUCUCCAAACAAGUUGAAAGUCAAGGAAUGGAAGAGUUGUGUUCAUGGUUUUAUUGAUCUGAAACGAAAUUAUGAUGAAAUGGCAGAUGCUAUCUAUGAAGUACUGGGAAAAAUUAAUAAACAGAGUUAA